CCUGUGCUGAGCCAGGUGCUGAGAGCAGCACUGAUCCUGUUAUGUUGAGGCUGCCCAUCUGCCUCCAUCCCAACUGUGGUUCAGGAGCUGUAAAACUAUUUGCAUUUUCAAUCUAUCAGAUGGCUUUGAACACAACCAGUGCCAACGAGGCUAUUUGAACGCUUUAUAUUUGCCAAAAGACUGUUUAACUUACAGCUCUGCCAAGCAAAUUAUUAAGAAAUACUGUAUUUUCAGAAGAGUUAUGUUUUCCAGGGAGAAGUGCAAGAGAUGAAACCCCAAACACUGGAGAUGACCCUAAUCACCUUUGUUCUUGGAAAACCGUAUUCAGCUACAAAAAUAGGGGAUAAAAUCCAAAGCAACUGACAUCUCCUUUGAGGCUGGAGGACUCUGUGUGGCUUUGGGUUUGUAACCCAUAUGGACCUGUUUCAAGCUGAGUGACAUCUAGUGUGGGCUGUGCGCACUGCACAAGCUUUACUCCGGGGAAUAGGCACUUUGAAAUGAGCAAGGGAUUAGGAGCAUGAAGUGAGUGUGAGGCCUGUCCCAGCACCAUUAGGGCAGAACUGCACGCAUGGCGUGGGGCGGGGGGCACGGUUUUCUGUUGAGUGAGGGCAAGGGAAGCAUUGAUGUUUCUUGAUCGGUCUCAGAGCUGUUCUCACACUUGAAGGGGACUCUACUGACUCAUUCUCGGAGAGGGUGUGUGAGUUUGUUGAUGGAGGAGACCUGCCUCCCUGAGCUCUCUUUCCUCCGCCCUGGCUGGUCUUGCUUUUUCUACAGUGAUGACCUUGGAGACCUUCAGGCUUAGGAUCUCUCAGGGCCAGAUGUGCGGCCUGGGAGCUGGGCCCGAGAGCGGUGCCCUCCUCAAGCGCUCCAAAGUCACUCUGUCCUUCCCUCCUGCUCUCUUCCUGACGUUAAGAGAGGACUGAGACUCGCGAGAGAAGACUCACGGACCCCAAGGACGGAUUAACUUGGCAGCCCCUCCCCUCUGUUCAGAGCCAGCCCAACUCAGAGAACUCAGAGUCGGCCUCGAGAGUAAAGCUCUUUGAGCUUACAAAAAAAAAAAAAAAAGACAAACCUAUCAUAAAUGUCAGUCCAAUAUCCACGGGGGCGAGCGACAGCAGGUGAGAAACCUGGAAAUGAGCCCGAAGAGGUGAAACUGCAGAAUGCCAGCAAACAGAUUGUGCAGCGUGCCAUCCUGCAAGCUGUGCGGCAAGUGUCCCGAGAGAGUCGGCGCGAGGAGGAGAGAACCAGCGACAACCCGGGCAGCUUCCAGCUGGGCGUGGGGGAGUUAACUAAGAAACAUGAAAAGAAAUAACACGGUGGAUUUGGCUCUUGUCGUGUGCUUGGUUUCCAGCCUUCCUCUUAGCAUAGGAUGCGUCGCCAAAAUGUUGCCAAUAAAGCAAACCAAAGUGUCAUUGGCACCUAGCAGUAGAAUGAAUUCGCGCUAGCCCCCGGCUGAGGAGCACUGUCUUGAAAAAGUGCAUUAGAUGAUUCUGUUCGUGUUUAUGCAGUGCUUCUGAAACACAGGGGGCCAGACAUGACACUGUCAUUGCAAAAGUAGUUUUGCAGCCCAGUUUAUUUUUAAAGUUCUUAAAAAAAAAAAAUUCUAAGUCUUGUUUAUUUACUUCUGCCUUUUAUGCAUUCAUUCUGUGAAUUUAACCAGCAGGGUUUUUUUUUUGUUUUUGUUUCUUUUGCUGAAAUACUGAGUACAGUACUAUGUUCUUUAUAAUAUUUUAAAAAGACAUGCUGGAAGGUGAGGGAAUGGAGUCUUAGUCACCUUCAAAUAGGGGACUUGAAGGCUUUUAUGAAGUGGGUUCAGAUCCAAGAUUAAAUUAAGCAAAGCCAGAUUCUAAGACUGUCCUUCAGGAUCUUACCAAGGCAUAUUUUUCUAUUACUUUUAAAAAGGGAGGAGUUUAGGCUUCUCAAGAACUCAAUCUUUCAGUCACAGUACUCUGAAUUAUUUGAUAAUUAGUAUUUACACUUUGGUAAUAUUAUGGAUUUCUUUUACCAUCUCAAGACUAAAUAAAAUGAGAUAAGUGACUCUAUAUGCAUGAGUUGCCAAACACUCAAUUCUUUAGCAGCCCCAUGAAGAACAAUUAAAAUUGCAGAUUCUUUAAACUGCUGCCUAUGCUGGAGAGACUUACACUUGGGUAGGAUUACGGGGUGCAGCAACAUCCUUGGAAGGAAUUCUGGGGCCUUAAAUAUGCUGUGUCAUCAUCAGGCUAUGCAUUUGCACUAGUACCUUAUUAGCUUUUCCCAUUCAUAAAUCAGAAUUUUUUUGAGAUUAUAAAGACCCUACAGGUUAGGAAUGAAUUGACACUUAAAGUGGGAAAAACAUUUUUUCAACUCUCUGAAGCAUGAAAAUACAGUAGGAACAAUAAAGUGACAGUUGUGAAUGCAGUUACAGACAUAUGUAUGCACGUGCAGAAAUAAAGCCAUCUCUAUAGCAACGGGAUGACUUCCUGCUUCACUCCUGUGCAGAUGAUGCACAUCUUUCUGAAGUCUCUAGAGUCCCACUUCCUGGACUUCACAAAAGUUAGUGAGUUGAUGGUGCUAGUGGGACAGAGGAAGAAUCUGACCUUGCUUAAAAACUUUUUAGUUCCAGAGUAUCAAUGUCUACAUUGGAUUAUUCUUUUUAAAGCAAAGUACUAGCAUAUAAAGUGUGACUGAUAUUAAGAUAGACUUCUAAAAUUCCAAUAGGUUACAGUUUCCAGAAUGGAUACUUGGAAAUUAGCUGAUGAAUGAAAAAAAUCUCAUAUCAACUUGGUUAGACUACUUCCCACAGUGUACAGGUGGAGUAAAUUCACAAGGAGAAUGGGUGGGGAGGAGGCAGAGAGGCUUAAUUUUUUAAUUAUUGUUUACGUAUAAAUAUUUUUUAGCAGAUCUCAUGCGAACUGAAGAAUGAGUUUAAGUUGUAUAACUGAUGUGAUAUAAUGGCACAGUAUGAAUUGUACAGAAUGAAGGUAUCCAGGGAAAUUAUUCAGGAGUACUCACAAAUAAGAAAAUAAGCCUAAUACUUGUAGUUUGCGAGUGACCUGGCACUAUGCCUACUAUGAUGUUUGGAUAUAACCAGCCUUGGUUUUUGCUGUCACGUGGCACAGACACAAAAACAUGCUGUCUUUCUUCUCUGGUGUGUCUGUGCUAAUGAACUGGGGGUCUUUGGAACAUCUUAUUAACCUCUGUAUCUAAAUGUUAUUUAUAAAUAAAACAUAUCCAGCUUUGAAA
Molecule: messenger RNA, 3222 nt
Organism: Microcebus murinus (gray mouse lemur)
Lineage: Eukaryota; Metazoa; Chordata; Mammalia; Primates; Cheirogaleidae
Source: RefSeq, a predicted model, not a curated record